CCUUCAGGCCCAGAAAGGUUGCCAGAUGGCAGGAGCAUCCCACUAUCACCAGUGGCUGCUGGCUGUUGAAGAAAGGAAGGAUAUCGGCUUGGCUGCCCAAAAGAAGCAUCCUCUGGAUGACCCCAUGAAAAAGCUGAGAAGCACAAUGGCUAUUGGGCUCCGAAGCCCUCAGCUCAACUACGAAAAUCCCCUGAGGGUAGCAGAGGAAGUAGUGCAGCUGCCCACCCACAUAGAACGGGCGGAAAAGGACUUCAAAGAUCGGAAAAUCAAGUACCUCACCCUUUUUAAAAAAGGCGCAAGGUCUUCUGGUGGCUGGCAACUUUUUGGGAGAAGUUUCUACUAUAUUUCGAAAGGACAAAAGACCUGGUACGACGCUGAGAACUUCUGUUUGUCCAGAGAUUCCCACCUGGCCUCCAUCCUCAGUGAUGAAGAGCAGAACUACAUCAACUCUCAGCUCAAACAGUCUACCUGGAUUGGCCUUUCAGAUGAAGAGGUGGAAGGUAACUGGGAAUGGACAGAUGGCUCCAGUUUAACCACACAGUAUUGGUCUGAUGGUCAUCCCAGGCCCACAUGGGAGUCUGGAGAAGAGGAGAAAGAUUGCGCUUUCAUAGAGCCUUUUACUGGUGGGCCUAACUGGAGUGAAGCCAACUGCCAUGAAGUGAAGCAAUGGGUGUGUAAGGAGACCCUUGAAGUCAAAAGACCAUGAAACUAGCCUGACCCUUUUACCCAAAACAGCACUAGAAGACGGAUUUUUUUUUCAUUUCAGUGUCAAACCCCAUGAGAAAUCUACUCAUCACAGAAUAAACAAG
Molecule: messenger RNA, 809 nt
Organism: Sceloporus undulatus (fence lizard)
Lineage: Eukaryota; Metazoa; Chordata; Lepidosauria; Squamata; Phrynosomatidae
Product: CD209 antigen-like protein C
Exons: 6
Coding region: 26-706 (226 amino acids)
Source: RefSeq, a predicted model, not a curated record